AAUAUUCCAAAAAUAGUAGAGUUAUAAUACGACUAAAAUUGAGCAUAAACUUGUCCUACAAGUAAUCUACUUCUUCUACUUCUUCCAAAAAUGAAUUUUUCAUAGGGUUUCAAGAUUCAAAUCAUGGUGAAACUAGAAAAGGAAGAUAUUGAAGCCGCAUUGCUUCUUUCUUGGUUGAAGUACGUCCCUGUAGAGCCUGAAAUUGUGGAGAAAUCGAAGCGAAGGCUUCGAAGAAUCAAGAAAAAUGAAACCCCAGAACUUCAAAUUUCGAAAAGUGUGAAAAAUUCACCUUCUGCUUCUGGUGCUGGAAACCCAAAAAGGGUUCGACUGUCGAGCAAUUUUAAUGGCCGCCGUGAAGCUGCUUCUAGUUCUAGAAAUUCCAAUCCAGUUCCAAAAAGGGGUCGUGUUUUGCCUUCGAAUUUACCUGGGUCUUUACCAAAAUCCCCCCCAAUUGAGAAUUUAAGAACCCUAAUUGGACAAUGCAGUAACCCAUUUGUGAAGCAAUUGACGAAUUCCGAUGUGGAUGAACAUCAAGGUAGGCUCUUACUCAACAAUGAAUAUGUAAGGAAGCAACUUCUCCCAUUGUUGAAUGAAAAAUCUGAAGAUCUUACUACUGGUAUCAGUGUUAAAACUUUUGAUCCNUCCUAG
Solanum stenotomum is the source of this 648-nucleotide messenger RNA. RefSeq lists its product as uncharacterized. Lineage: Eukaryota; Viridiplantae; Streptophyta; Magnoliopsida; Solanales; Solanaceae. The record is from RefSeq and is a predicted model, not a curated record. The coding region runs from base 124 to 648 and encodes 174 amino acids. The transcript has a single exon.